This is a messenger RNA of Lolium perenne, 1524 nucleotides long. RefSeq lists its product as uncharacterized. The record is from RefSeq and is a predicted model, not a curated record. Gene Ontology annotation, molecular function: ubiquitin protein ligase activity. Lineage: Eukaryota; Viridiplantae; Streptophyta; Magnoliopsida; Poales; Poaceae.
UUUCCAGGCAUCUAUAUAUAAGAACUCCACUGCUUCGUCUUACCCCUGCUCUCUCUUUCCCUCUCUCUCUUUCCGGGGGGAUUUAAUCUAGACUAGACUCUUUCCGGGCCUGUUUCAUCGGACGGAUAUCAUCGGAGCGGGCGAAGGCGAACAAAGAAGGAAGUGAUCAUCUACCAUGGAUGAACACAUGGGAAGACGCACGGUGGGCGGCCUCCUCUUCACCAAGGGGGGCUCGAUCCUGCUCUUCAGAGAAGACAGCUCGCGCCCAAAGCCCGGGCGCCCGCAAAGCAAUGGCUGCAAGGGUGCUCGGCAUCUGGCUGACAAAGGCCGGCCAACGCACAGGGCGGCGGCAGCAGCAGCAGCAGACACACCUGUAACACCGGCCUCCCGGAGAUCGCAACCUCUGAGGAAACCUCCACAGGGGAGCAGCAAUGCAGUGAGCUCCUGUAGCGAAACCGACAACGGCGCCACAAGGGAGGCGACGGCUCCCGUUGCCGGGCGUGACCUGCUGGCACGUCUCAAGGACAGGGUGAGCGCGUCAAGGAAGCGCUCGUUGGCCAGGGAGAUGAGCAGCCCCUCCUCGUCGUCCAGUGGAUUCAGUGCCAGCUCUUCGGGCGGUGGCGGUGCCCGGUCAUCGGUCUCGAGGCCGUCGCACCGUGCUGCGUCCCGGGUGAGGAAAGGGGACGGUGGUGAAAACGCAGGGGGUGGUAGUGCUGGCCGCGUGCGUAGGGACAAUACUGCCAGUGGUGGUGGUGGUGGUGGCGCCAGGAGGAAUUCAGAUGAUUUGGUGAGACCUGAGCCGGCGGCUUUGAGGGAACGCCAGACGCCCGGCGAAGGGUACUUCUCCGGGUUCUUGGCGAGGUACAGAAGCAGUCUCCAGGAAAGAGGGUCUCUGGUAGACGGCGCUGAGGAUUCCAGCGGAUACUGGCGCUUCGACGUCGAAGGCAGCGAGGAGCUCGAGAACUUCUUCAUGCGCAGCGACCGGCACCGGGCGAUGAGGAUGGACAUCGACGGCAUGUCUUACGAGGAACUGCUUGCGUUGGGUGACCGAAUCGGCACGGUGAAUACCGGGCUCUCAGAGGACGCAUUGUACAAGUGCCUGAAGCGAAGCCUGUACAUGGCCACGGCCCCUGAGACGCAUCAAGAUUGUGACAGAAAAUGCAGCAUAUGCCAGGAGGAGUACUCGGGUGGCGAGGAGGUGGGCAAGAUGGCGUGCAUGCACUUCUACCACAUCGCCUGCAUACAACAUUGGCUCCGGCAGAAGAACUGGUGCCCCAUCUGCAAAUCAGUCGCCGCCAAGACCAACUAGCUAGCAGCUGCGUGCUUGUUCAGUCACACACUGUAAAAAGAAUUUUCAUUCAUGUCUAGACACAAAUCUGCAUUCUUUUUUCUCUUCUGCUCUUCUAUAGAACGAGUCAUUUGUUUGGGCCUGCAAGACUUCUUGGUUUCCUUGUUCAGUUCACAAGGUUCAGUGAACAAAGAAAAAGAAACGGGAAAUAAAGGUGGUAGUAGUUUCUUUUGUCA